Molecule: messenger RNA, 5737 nt
Organism: Geodia barretti
Lineage: Eukaryota; Metazoa; Porifera; Demospongiae; Tetractinellida; Geodiidae
Source: the annotation of a GenBank genome assembly
AUGGACUGCAGAAUUGCCGCGUUUUUCGUCUUCUUCGUAACAUCAGUGCCGCCGUGUGUACGGAGCCAGGAGCAGCAGAUUGUGCUACUGGAGAACGGCCAAACCUUCGCAGUGACCGCGCAGUUCUCCGUGGGGUACGCCAGCGACCUUUUGGUGGAUUUCCAGUGCAUCGGAACUGACCCGGAGACCGCGUGGUCUAGAAGAAGGCCCAGGUUCAGUCCGCUGCCUGAACCCCUUGACCCCAGGACCACCUCCUUUAGUCCCAGCUCUGGAGUGGUUCGCAUAUUCUCAGACUACAUUAGAAACCCAGACAACAUAGAUGAUGGUGCUGUGACCAUCGGGUGUUUCAGAGGUGGCCCAGCCACCGUGGUACUCAUGCCAGUCCAAAAUCUCUUUUUCACUGCUCCAUUCCUGACUCCCAUUCCCUCCACUGACGACCUGCGCUCAUUCUGCACCGGUCUCCUCCCCCAACUCCCCACCUUCAAUGUCACCCCCGUCACCACUCCCGGUAGUCAUGGCUACUGUGAUUACCAAUCAGCCAGGGGCUCCUUCAGAAGUCCCAGUUUUGCCUUCACUGAUGGAGACACUGGUACGUCUCCAGCUCCCGAGUUUGUUAUUCAGCCACUGAACAUCACUGUCCGGUCAAUUAACAACAUAACGAGAGGGGCAUUCUCCUGCGGUGUGUACCCCUCGUCCCCAGUCCAAUCUAUCACCUGGUACUUUAACCCUGGCAGUGGAGCCAGCCCAGUCAGCACCAGUGACCCUGAUGUGAGGACACUGACCCAGACUGGUACCAGUGUUCUGGUCCUGGAGAACGUGGGGCCGGAGAGAGACGGCUCGUAUCACUGCCAGGUGACGCUGGAUGCAGGGGGGAACCCUCUCAUUAGUGGAGAAGGGUUUCUUGUGGUCAACGAAACUGCCGCUUCGGACAUUGACACAAUUAUCCUGGCCCCUCCCCCCUCCCUCUCGGUCUCCGAGGGUAACAGUGUCCUGAUCCCCUGCGUGGGGUCCGCACAACAGCCAGUGUUUACUGGUGGAUCUCCCGCGGCAACGAGGGAUACCCCCUCCUCUUUUGGACUAACGAUAUCCUCGGCAGAUCGCGAAGACAGCGGCACUAUUGUCUGUCAAGUGGGCGGAGCCUCGCCCGAAGUGAAUCUCACAGUAUAUGCUGAGCCUCGAUUUGAAGAAGAACUGACACAGGAAGUUGCGAGGUUCCUCAACGAAGACAACUCGCCCAUUCAGUUGACAUGUGAGCUCAGUGGAGUCCCUCUUCCCUCCCUCACCUUCCUCUACAACAACCAGCCAUUCAAUAGCACCUCCAGACUGACAGUGAAGACAGAGUCCCCUACCUGCAAUACAUGUGUUCGUCAUACUCUGAGUAUCGAGGACCCACAGCCAGGAGAUGAAGGAGUAUACCAGUGUCUAGGGACAGCAGGAGAGGACAGCAGUACUACCAUUGUCUCCACCUCUUACCUCAACCUCCAGUUUUUGAUGAGCCCAGUCAUCUCCUACAAUGGAGAGGUGGUGGAGGAAGUGGUGGAACUAACCUUUGAUGAUUUUGGGGAGAUGGUGCAACUGGAGUGCAGCGUGGUGGCUCACCCUAUUCCCUCCAUCUCCUGGUCGAGGAAUGACAGCUCUCCUCUCACUGGCACUCAGACAUUCACUGGAUUCAGAGAGGCAGCCAUGUCAGUGUUGGAGCUGGCAGUGGACAGUGUGGUGGGGUCAGUGGCUGUCACCUGCUCUGCUGCAGGGCUCAUGGGGGUCAUUGAGGCAACUACCAUCACUAUCACUGUACCAUUCCGACCUGCAGUCAUCACUGGGCCUCCUGAUGAUGUCAUAGCUAUUGAAAAUGAACUGGUCAACUUCACCUGUCUCUUCAGUGGCCUCCCGCAGCCAGUCGUCAACUGGACCGCCUUCCCCUCCUUCCCUGACCUCUACACUGUGACCCCUGGACCCACCAGCAGUACUCUGCAGUUUGAGGCAGCUCUCUCUCUCAACCUGACCUCUGUCCACUGCACUGCUGUCAAUAGCGUUGGGAGUGACACCAGCACUAAUGCCACUCUCACCAUCGCUGGUGGUCCAGGUACACCCUCCCUCUCAGCCACUCCUGGAGCUCGUGAUGUCACCAUUGAGUGGAUCUCUCCUUUCUCCCUCCUCCCCAUCUCACAGCUCCUGCUGGUGACCGCCGGACCCUCUGACUCCUUCCAGAGAACACCAUCACCUUCACCUUUCAAUACUGUGACUAUAGACUCCCUCCGUCCCUUCACAAACUAUGCCGCCACUCUUACCACCACCAAUAGAGCUGGCAACUCCGUAGCCACACUAUCCUUCACCACACUCCAAGCAGCUCCAGACACCCCGCCCAUUAACGUCAUGGCAGCAGCAGUGGACACUGGUAGUAUUCUCGUCUCCUGGGAACCCCCUCCAAUUAGCAACGGAAUCAUUAUACAAUAUGUUCUGACCUUUGGACCCCUGGCCACGCCCACCCAGUCACGGAUGAAUAUUACAGAUACCCAGAGACCGUUUUCGUCGGUCCAGCGAGCUCCCCCUGUGGUUCAAAGGUCGUAUCCUCUCCCCCCACCACCGCCCGAGACUCCGCCCACUAUCCCUGACGACGUCGCCAUCACCUUGACAACCAUCCCCAUCAAUCUUCCAAUGAUGAACACCUCACUGUUCAGUCAUUUCUGGGUGGUGGCGGUCAGAUUGGGUUCAGAGGACCCAGGUUUCCUGCAGAGCUCUCCAAGUGCCCACUUUACCUCCAGCCAGUCCCUCACCACCUACUCCGACGAUAUUCCAGAGAACACUGGCUACAUAGUCUCAGAGAUCUCGGCCACUGUGUACGGCAAUGUGGCCUCCGAGGUGUUCCUCCUGGGAGACCACGACGAGACGAUGGCCAGCAAUGAUUUCCCAGAGCAAUACGUGAACGGACCUCUGGAGGAAGAGACAAGAUACUCUGUCUUUGUCUGGGGCUUUAUCCCUGCCAUCCAGAACUCCUCUGAGGGAGUAGCAAAAAGACAAACUCAGGAAGAAAGACAGUACAGAGUCUUCACCUCCAGCUCCUUCUCCCGCCUAAUUCCACUGCCACUAGAGUCCCCCACUGAUGACGGAUUGUCAGCUGCUGCCAUUGCUGGUAUCACGAUCGCAGGCCUCAUUGCCUUCGUCUUGGUCUCCGUGGUCGUCAUCAUGGCAAUUAUCAUAGCCAACAUGUGGUACAGGAGAGUCAAGGACAUUGGACCUCCUCCAAUUCGCCAAGGGUCCAAGAGAUUUAAGGAGGAGAAGUCGGUGGUGACAGUGAUGUUAAACCCAGGCACACGUCCAGACUCUGCACUCGACGAAGACACCACUCCAGACGACGUGAGACUACCAGUGUCGGUGGAGGACUUCCCAGAGCACGUCAGGAAACUCCACGUAAACAGUGACCACCCGUUCUCAGAGGAAUAUCAGUUGAUCAAUAUCAAGUCUCCCGGACUGCCCCAUCUACAAGGCUCGGCUAAUUGUAAUGUCAUGAAAAAUAGAUACGCCAACAUCAAUGCAUACGAUGAAACGAGGGUUCACCUGAACUUUAUUCCCGGAAUGGAAGGAUCUGACUUUAUCAAUGCCAACUACAUUGAGGGCUACCAGAAGAAGACUCUGUACAUAGCAGCACAAGGUCCCCUCCCAAACACUGUCCACGACUUCUGGAGAAUGGUGUGGGAGGAGGACUCCUGCUGCAUCAUCAUGCUCACCAACAUCAACGAGAAAGGACGAGUAAAAUGUCACCAGUACUGGCCGGAGACAGGCAGUCUAGGUCUGGACGAUAUGACUGUCACCGUCAUUGACACCCAGGAUCUGGCCUACUACAGCAUCAGGACAUUCAGACUCUCCAUGGGUACAGACAGGAGAGAGGUGAAGCAGUUCCACUACACCGGGUGGCCUGAUUUCGGAGUCCCUGAUCACCCUCACCCGGUCCUCUCGUUCAUCAGACGACUCAACAACUUCAAGAGGACUACGCAGGGCCCCGACGUCGUCCACUGCAGUGCUGGAGUAGGCAGGACAGGAACGCUGAUCACCAUCCAGGCCAUGAUGAAGGCGAUUGAAGACGAAGGCCAAAGUCGACAUUUUCAAUUCCAUCCUGGGAAUGAGGAGACAGCGCAGCUAUAUGGUCCAGACAGAGGUACGCUAUCACAUGGUGAUCAUAGGCAGUAUAUCUUCAUUCACGACUCAGUGAUGGAGGUGAUAAAGAUGGGGCACACGGAAGUGUCGAGUCAGAGCUUGCGACGGACCCUCAAACAGCUGCAGGCACAGGACCCACAGACUGAGACCAGCCGACUGGAGGAAGAAUACCUGAGGCUCAACAGUCUGGUGGCAGUAGAUGACUCCAUGUUCAGCUACGCCAAUAACAGCCUCAACCAACCAAAGAACAGAGACCCAAAGAUAUUACCUCUUGACAUGUAUCGAGUGAGGCUGAUAAUGGCCCCUGGUUCCAGUUGCUCUGACUACAUAAACGCCAGCUAUGUCGAUGGUUAUCAGCACAGGCACCAGUACAUCCUGACCCAGGGUCCACUGCAGUCAACUGUGGAUGACUUCUGGAGGAUGAUGUGGGAGCACAAUGUCUCCUGUGUCCUCAUGCUGUGUCAGAUCGAGGAGAAAGGGCAGGAGAUGUGUGUCCAAUAUUGGUCCAAGGAAGGACUGAAGCAGCAUGGAGAUCUGUUUGUGGAGCUGACUCAGGAGACCAACUUCACCCACUAUACAAUGAGAGAACUCUCUCUCACCAACACAAAGGUGAACGAGAGUAGGGUACUGAGGCACUACCAGUACGUGGAGUGGACGGAAGACACAUCUCCUCCUAACAGUACAGCUGUCAUUGAUCUCAUUGGAGUCCUGCAGAAGGCUCAACAUCAGAACGGCGGGGGACCCAUCGUACUCCAUGACAGUACCACCAUUGGUAGAGCUGGGACGUUCUGUGUCCUCAGCAGUGUGCUGGAGCAGCUGAAGGUGGAGGGAGUUGUCGACAUUUUCUUCUUCGUCCAUGCCCUCCGCCAGCAGCAACCUGGACUGGUUGCCACUUUUGAGCAGUACAAGUUCUGCUAUUCCUCCGUCCUAGAGUUCCUCGUUUCCUUUGAACUCUACUCAAAUUUUGACUGACCGACCUCAAUUUUUCACCAGCAGCUAUAUGUAUUUUUUGAGUGUUUUUAUCAUCAUCUUUUAUAAAAAUUUUGUAAAUGUUCCGUCAGAUCAUUGUGGGAUUGUAGGGUCUUUGAUAAUAUAAAAAUGUUAUGAUUGCGACAGAGAGUUGAAACUGGAAGUCAAUGAGAGGGAGGGUAAAGUCUUAGUGAAGAAAGAGAAGUCAUUUGUCAACUGGCACAGGCUUUCCUUUAGCCAAUAUCUUCUGCUGGAACUGAGACCUCUUCUUGUUGUAGAGAUGCCAGUGCUGCAGCUGCUGCUCCUCUAUAAACUUGGCACACUGGGCGUAGGCCAACUCUCGCCUGAAGAACUCCGACUGGAGGAGACCGAGGAAAUGGAGACAUUGGGGAUACCUGAUGAACUUGGCGUACUCCUGUUGUCUCCAGUACUGUAGGUAGCUGAGGUAGUUGAUGAACUCUGGCUCCUUCAGAUAGCCCUGCUGAGCUAGGAAAUUGAGGUAGUGAGGGUUGGCGAGACACUGGACGAACUCGAGCUCAGUCUGAAACCUCAGUCUCUCAGGAUCUUCCUUCACCUCUCCACCGGCAGCAGCAGAGCCAGCAUUUGCAGCCAUCUC